UCAGGAAUUCCCUUCCAAGCUGGAAAUCUGAAUACAUCAAAGACCUUACAGGACUGGAGCUGUAGCAGUGGGUGUACGCCUUCUUUUCACUGUCGGUUGCCGCGCUGUACGAACGUUGUGUUCCCUACUGCUUUUAGUGGAUCAGGGAGGGUAAGUGUGAAACAAGCAUGCGGGGGACAGGGGGGGAGGGGGAGGGUUUGAGGAUCGAUCAAGGUAAUAGGCGGGUGGAAAGAGUAGUUGUAGAAUGUGGUAUAGACAAAGAGGAGACCGUAGAGUGAAAGCUAAGGGAGCUUGAAGGAGAGCAUAUUCACAAGGUGUACCACAACCUUAGGGUCAUGAACGUACAACUUUUGUUAUCGGUGAGUUUUUUUCUUAAUUUGCGCGAGAUUGAAAACUGGCAUGAUUCUCACUUUGACUUAGUUAACAGCGUUUAAAAAACUGAGAAAAGAGUACGUAAUAAUGUAUUUAUCACAAUGUCUUCAAUGUAGGUCCAAGUUUAUGUGACGAUUAGCCAUGAUGAGAAGUUUUCGCGUGUCCAUUCGCCCUCAGCUGUGUGGGUUCAGUCCGUCACCACACGUGGCUUUGAGGUGUGUGCACGUGAGUCAGGCAUUGGAUCAAAUGGAACAGGAAUUAUCAACUGGUUGGCUUUCCAAGGUCAUCCACAAAUGACGCGUGGUAGCGUUACUUUUAGCGGAAUAUGGACAACGGAAACAAAAUGCGACAAGAUAAAUUUAUCUCAGGUUAGAUGAAAAAAAAAAGGCCAAGAAGUACACUGCGUGUUUUUUUUUCGUUCUGAGUCACGCUCUUGGUAGGUGUUUCGCUGAUGUGGUCUUGCAAAAACUUUAGUAAAAAAUGACACUUGAUGGCAGAUUUGAUUUUUUUUUUUUUGCUUAAGACUUCAAUUAGGUCGAUUUGCAACUAAUACGAGUUGCGAAACGUUUCCUUUUGUUCCUUUUGAAAGCUGUUUUCAUAUGAUUAUUAUCUACCAAACUUACCAGGACAAGGUCAAUCAGUGUGGUGAAUCAGGGUUAUCAGUCUUGCUAACACAAAGCUGACUUGACAUUACUCGACGUUUCAAUUUAUUUGUUUUCAUAGAUCAAGAUAUGUUUAUGUAUCAAAGUACGAAAAAAUUGUUCCAGAUAGGUAAAACAAUUGUCCCUGUUAAGUAAAACAGGGCUAAAUAUCCGCGCAUUGAAAAUACCGCUCAGAAAAACGGGGUUUAUUGUAUCGAAAAUAAAAACCAGUUUUCACGGUAAAUAUCUGAAGUGCCUUUCAUUAUGAUAUUGACGCAUUCUAGGGAUUUGUUGGAACACCUCACGUCUUUGUGUCAGCAAAGUAUACACGAGACACAAAGCCAGAUGAUGCCAUGUACGUUUGGUUAGAAAAUGUCAGUUCUAAAAGUUUCGAGGUUUGCAUACGUGAAUUCUUACCGUUUGACGGGAAACAUCAAGACACAGUUGUGGUAAGUUAACUUAAUUUACAUUUUUAUUUGUAUCGCGCCUCUUCCAACUCCAAAAUCGCAACAUCUAACUCGAAACUCGAACCUCCAAAUCCAAAACUCAAACCGUGAAACUUUUAACUCAAUACUCGAAGCUCAAAGCAUGCGCAACGCACAUGAUUGAAACUUCCGACACAUUGUGUCUCACACUCGCACAUUUUACAUGCAGGACUGGUUUGCGUUCACUGGUAAUGGUUCUGAGUUCAACUUCUCGAGAGCAGGUGAAGUGAAUUUCCCAAAUAGUGGCAUCCCUAAAGUUGAAAAUAACUAUGGUUUCUGCCAGGUGAGUGUUGCGAUUUCUGUUCCAGUUUUUUUUAAAUUUUACUUUAAUUUAAUCUUUAUCAUCGGAAACUCGAAUUACUUGUCUAUUUUCACAUGAAGCUGCUCUUUUCGCCCUUUGAAGAACGAAAAUAGUGGCGAAGCUUUUACGCGCGAGGCACGUUAGCGGAGCCUCAUAGCUAAGAAAAUAUGGUAACUUACUAAGCAGAAAAAAAUUGGGUCGUUACAAGAUUGCUACCGUCCAUACGCAAAACUGUUCUUUGUAUGUGCGCGUGUGUGUGUGUAAUUAGCAACUCAAAUUUGCAUUGAGGCUUGGCAAAAUCUGUAUAGAAGAAGAGGGCUGGAAGUUUUUUUAAGUUAAAAAUAUUACCUUGUCCUAUCUUUUGCCGAAAGUCUCAUCUCUUUCAUUCUGGGAUACCCUUCAAGGUAAUGCUACAUUACUGAUCCUUUUUCCUCCGCAGAAAGUGCACUUCAACACCACCUUUUAUGCAUCACCAAUUGUUCUUAUUUCUGUCCAUCACUUCUACAACCCUCAAGUCAGUGGGAAGAGUUCCAGUUCCCCAGAAAAUAAUAUUGUUACAGCAUGGGUCGAGGUAGGCUUCUUAUUUGUUUCAGAUUUUUGGAGCUGAACCAGUAAUAAAAUGCGGUACACAUUUUUUUUUACCUUACUAGAAAAUUAGGAUCGCAUAGGUUUGUAGAUGAUUUUAUCUUUCCUGUCACUUGAUUUUUAUUUGGCUGAUUGAAGGCUCUUCAGUUUCCUGCUUAUGAUGGGAGAUAUCACAUAACCUCUGACUUGAUAACAACACGCCUGUAAAGGUGUGCAAAAAUCAAAUUAUGUUACAUGACGCUUAUUUACAAGAUUUUGCCCUUCACAGGAAGUCGGUCUAACAUCUAUGACGAUUUGUGUUAAAGACUUAAGCGGAGCUGGGAGUAAACAUGAUCCACUUUCCGUGAGCUAUGUCGUGAUUGGAGGUUAGUGCUUAGGCGACAAUAAUGAUCUACACUCAAUCUAUAUUUCAUCCUACUCUAAGACAAGCUGAAAUAAGUUUUGGACUUAAAAGAGAUUUUGCCCCACCUUCCUUCCAUAUAAGAGACAUGAAUGCCCAACCUAGACUUCUCCUUCUCAUAUUCCACUUCGCACUCCCCAUUCCGACAUUUUUAAGGUGAAAAAUGUAGAACUUCGCUGUUUGCUGGACACUAUGUUCAAUCGAAUAAACUUCUAACUACCUUCUAAAUAUAUAUCAGACAUAGAUCCAUGCCUUGGCGUUUACUGCCCAUCUUUUGGAGUUUGCAAAACUUACAGCGCCCACGAAGCUCGCUGUGUGUGUAAUGACAGUUGUCCGUCCUAUCAAGAUCCGGUGUGUAGCGCAAACGGAACAACGUACGACAAUGAAUGUCGGUAUAAGUUGAGCUACUGCAGGGGACUGGACAAUAAUACGAUGUACCAUCCAGGAAGCUGUGAGGGUAUGUGCUUUGUUACUUUAUAUUUCAUUCAUCACUUUGUUCGUUCGUUCUUUGGUUCAUUUGGUCAGACGGUCAUUACAACAUUCCGUUCUUAUUUCUUUCCUUCCUUCCCUCUUUCAUUCACUCACUCACUCAUUUAUUCAUUCCUACUCUCUUCUACCAUAGCGAAAAGACAAUAUUUACGAGGAAUAACGCAAUCCUUUUUUGAUGCUCAUUACCAGGUUUUCCAUUCCUGCGCGGCCGUGUUGAACUCCUUCACGUUCCAAAAUGGUCUGAGUCAGGCUGUAAGACAGUCAUUUUCCCGCCAUACCGAUUUUACCCAAACAAAGACGUCCACGUUCAACUUACUGUGAACCACAUCAACCUAAAUGACUCCGUGACAGUACAUCACGCAAUCACUUUAUGGACAGAAAACGUCAACACUCAAAAUUUCACAGUCUGCGCUAUGCAAGCCGGAAGGAAUGGAAACAACUUUAACCCAUUUGCGACUGUGGACUGGAUGGCCUACCAAGGAGCACCGAUAAAUGCGGUGGGUGGAAAAAUUAAGGUUCAAAAAUGGUGGUCUGGGACCAAAUGCGAAGAUGUGACCUUUCCUAAGGUAAGAUAGAGUCCGUAGGUUCCAAAACACUGACAUUUCUCUGAAUCACGAUGUUGUUUACUGGUCAUCGUCCUUAGCGUUUUUUAAUUGGUUAAGAGCCUCAAACAUACUGUCAAGCGAACUGACGACGGGAUGUCAUUGGACCAGACCUCUUAGAAUUUACUUUCGAAGGCAACGUUUAUUUUAGAUAGAAACGCGAGAAUGUUACCUUUAGGGAUCCCUUCCCUAAAAAUACUUCUAUCUAUCGAAGGUUGCCAUCCCUGAGAAGAAUCAAAGGCGUACGUAAUUAUAAAAAAGAAUCAUAUUCUGAUUCUUUCGUGGUAGGACAUGUUUAAGGAAGAUCCAGUAACUCUUGUGACGGCUGAACACGUAAAGACUGGAAAAAAGUACGAUGCUGCUUUGAUAUGGACAGAGGAUACAACCAAAACCUCAUUUAAAGUUUGCCUCCGUGAAAUGCAAAACUUUGAUGGAAAACACGAAGACAUAUACGUGGUCAGUUUCCGAUAACUUUUUUAUCAUUUACUUUGUUCUAAUUCAGUGUUGUUAUCACCAAGCGUUCUAUUUUACGAUAUUAAAUCGAAAAGCAAUUCACAAACUAUCCAGCAUUUUUAAAGCUAGCUAUAAUUUAGACACUUUCUCUUUUUUAGGGUUGGUUGGCAUUUUCUAAGCUGCGCAAACCUCUCUUCACUGAGUAUGGCUCUGUAAAGUUUCCAAACACGAAGCAGCCAUCAGACGAAAGCAACAAUGCCUAUUGUGAGGUAAUGUCUAUGAUAAUUUUGAUGAGGAAAAAAAAAAAAAAGAAAUUGGAGGCCACAAACGAGAUUCUAGAACAGUUUGAUAGAUAAAUAAAUUUAACUGAUUAUUCUUAAGAUGCUCCCUCGAGUUUCUUAAAACUAUUCUGAUAGUUUUUAUUUUACUUUCGAGUAAUAGUUUGUGCAUUUUACAAGGAGCUACAACGUGACACCAUCAGUUUUAAUCACAGCCAAUCACAGCACCUCAGAAAGUGGAAAUUCGGCAGCGGUUCACAAUGGAAUAACAGCUUGGAUUGAGGUAGGAGUUAAACCACGGGGCAAAGUUCAAAUCUACUAAAAAGUUUGACUGAAUGCUGUCGCGUACCCAAUGCAGCAGACACGGGGUGUUGUACACUGGAUUUCGGGGAGUGUCAACCGCUGUGUAAGAAUCGACAACACAAGUUGAUCGAUCAACGUUUAAUGCUAUCGUCUGAAUAUCAUACCCAUGCAGUGAAAACUAAAAAGAGGAAAUUGCAAUAUACAAGAUUAAAAAUGGGCUGAGGCUUACAAUAUAAGCGAAAUCGAAAGGAAAACGAAACUAAUUACAAUAGGCUGGAACUUACGUCUGAUCCUGUCUUUGUGGCUUAGAGAAGCUGCAAUGUUACGUAACUGGAACAAUCUUAUGUGAAAAGAAAGUCUGAUCUAUCUCCGUCGAUCUCCUAACUCCAACUGACUCGAUACUUAAGGGUCGUACCGUUAUAAGGGUAUAAUUCAUGUGUACAAUUGUAAACUGGUUUAUCAGGAAUAUUACCCGAGUAGGUAAUUCAAGCUGUGAACAAUAGCACACUGUAUUUGGAAAUAGGGGCAUAAACUCGACAAGGAAACAAAACAGAAAUUUUCUAUUAUAAAUCAAAACAAAGGCGAUUACGUGAUCAAAGUCUUCUUUGAAUGUUCAUUACAACUGCAGUAGAAGAAGUGAUUCUCGUAAAAAAUAGACCGGAACAAUACACUAUAGUUGAUAAAGUUAGCUCAAAACUGUGAAUUAUUUGGUUUUUGAAUGACAAUAUGCAAUCAAAAGCCUUCCUGGAAAAAUAUUAUCUUACCUACUGAACCCAACAACCUAGACCUAGCUGAGAGAUGAUCCCAACCCGGCCAUUUUUUUUUCUGCCUGCAUCAGGUCUCUUACGCUAAGCAGUUCUGUUAUGUUUUAAUUAUGUUUUCAUCGUACCAAUUCUAAUUAGAAUAUGAACACAACAGGCUUCAGAACCUGCGUAAAAGAAGUGUAUGAAACUCGAUAUGAUCCACUCUCAGUCAGUUAUGCCGUUGUGACAGGUCAGUAAACCUUGCUUCAGAAAAACUUGAAAAUACUUGCAAAUAGGACAAAGGUGAAAAGUUUAGUGACCCCUUUUAAGGUUCGCUAUCAAAAAUUUAGUGCAAAUGAAACAGAGUCUUAGGAGGGAGAAACCAAAUUUUUCCUUAAUUGAUUUUUAGAAGUAGCCAAACACUCACACUCCCUGGAGCUAUCAGUGCUUCAUUUCUCUUAACAGUUUUCACACCCUGGCAAAUAAACAGGUUAUGGAAACCUAAAAAAGUCAUCAAACUUGGGAUGUGGUUCGGAUUUAAUUAGAAGCAGUUUUUAGGACGAACUAGUAAAGAAAUCUGUUGUCACCAUUUUAAAGAAUCAGCUUUCAGCUCUUGAGAGUUUAAGGGCCAACCAAUACUUUCAUGUCUCUUUUUCCAGAUAUAUGUGAUCCAGGGUGGAGUUAUUUUAAUGGUUACUGUUACUUCACGAGUGAAACCUGCACAAACUGGACAAACGCAUUAAAAAAAUGCCACGACAAGAAUUCAGUCCUUAUUGAUGUCAAUACUAAUGAAGAAAAUGUCUACAUACAACAUCGCCAUAAUGGAGAUAAUUCAUGGCUGGGUUUGAAUGACAGAUCAACAGAGGGCGACUUUACUUGGGUAGCCCAUGGACAUGGAAAUUUUACAGCCUGGGCCAAAAAUCAGCCAAAUAACUUCAAAGAGGAGGAUUGUGUGCACGCACUUGGUGUGAAAUACAACUAUGAAUGGAACGACGUGCAGUGUAGUGAUUGUCAUCAGUUUACUUGUAAGAAAGGUGAG
Messenger RNA from Pocillopora meandrina, 6691 nucleotides. The record is from the annotation of a GenBank genome assembly. NCBI's taxonomy places the organism in Eukaryota, Metazoa, Cnidaria, Anthozoa, Scleractinia, Pocilloporidae.